AUGUCUGCGGAUAUCCCGCAGACUGAAGAGAAUCUCAUGCCCUCCACCUCCAUCUCCAAUAAUGAAAACCCCACCAAUCCCUCCUCGCAAGCUUCGGUCGGCGGACAUCUGCGCGCGAGAACAAACACGGCAGAAAUCGAUAGUACGAUCAUCCAUCCAGGAAGCGUGAAGAUUAAUGUGACGGGCGCAUUCAUAGUCGAUCAGGAUUCGGUUUUACCAAAGGAAUUGAAUACGAAUGAGAGGAAUUAUGAUACCCAGGACAUUCGGCUGCCGAACCAUACGGCGGUGGUCAGUCAUAUUGCUGUAGAUAUUGGGGGUUCUUUAGCUAAGCUUGUAUAUUUCUCGAGGGAGGCGCAUUCGCGCGAGCCAGGUGGUCGACUCAAUUUUAUGAAUUUUGAGACGGAUCGCAUAGAUGAUUGUGUGGAGUUUAUGAAACAGCUGCAGAUCAAGCAGCAGAAACUCAAUGGAUCGAGACCUGGGGAUUUAUGUGUAAUGGCAACUGGUGGAGGGGCAUAUAAGUACUAUGAUAAGAUCAAGGAAGCUUUGGGUGUCGAUGUUAUACGAGAGGAUGAGAUGGAAUGUUUGAUCAUCGGUCUUGAUUUCUUCAUUACCGAGAUCCCCCGGGAAGUAUUCACGUAUAGCGAAAGAGAUCCUAUGCAUUUCACGUCGCCUAGUCCAGAUAUAUACCCAUAUCUCCUCGUCAAUAUAGGGAGCGGUGUAUCCAUGAUAAAAGUGUCUGGACCACGAGAAUAUCAAAGGGUUGGUGGAACCUCUCUGGGCGGUGGUACACUCUGGGGAUUACUAUCUCUCUUGACUGGUGCUCGAACAUUCGACGAUAUGCUCGGAAUGGCCGAACGAGGUGACAAUGCCAAAGUCGACAUGUUAGUCGGCGACAUUUACGGUACAGAUUAUGGCAAAAUCGGGCUCAAGAGUAGCACCAUCGCCAGUUCCUUCGGGAAAGUCUUCCGCAUGAAACGAGAAGCCGAGCGACUCGCCGAAGACUCGGGAGGACAAAACAACAGCGAAGAACCAUCUAGUUCCUCUCAUUCCGCCGAGGAACCCCCAUUUUCCCAUGAGGAUAUAUCCCGGUCCCUCUUGUAUGCAAUCUCUAACAACAUAGGACAAAUUGCAUAUCUGCAAUCGGAAAAACAUUCUUUGUCAACGAUAUAUUUCGGAGGUAGUUUCAUUAGGGGACAUAGACAAACGAUUAAUACAUUGAGUUAUGCGAUCAAAUUCUGGAGUAACGGAGAGAAAAAGGCGAUGUUUCUGAGACAUGAAGGAUACCUGGGGAGUGUGGGUGCAUUCUUGAAGAGGAAACCAGAGGGCUGGGGAAGAAGGAUGAGUUUUGACGAAGGCGGAGAGGCAGGAGUAAAGGAUAUUAGAGAUGAAUUGAAGGCUUUGAGGAGAGAGGUUAGUAGAAAUGAAUAG
Molecule: messenger RNA, 1428 nt
Organism: Botrytis porri
Lineage: Eukaryota; Fungi; Ascomycota; Leotiomycetes; Helotiales; Sclerotiniaceae
Exons: 3
Coding region: 1-1428 (475 amino acids)
Biological process (GO): coenzyme A biosynthetic process
Cellular component (GO): cytosol; nucleus
Molecular function (GO): ATP binding; pantothenate kinase activity
Source: RefSeq, a predicted model, not a curated record